AUGGAUGCCAGGCUAGUCAGGAGACCAGUAAUUGACCUCUUAUCAGGCCGAGGUCAAUGCCUGAUCUCUUUGAAUGCCUCCUCCCAACGGCACCAGUCCUCCUUCCGCCGCACGAAGCAGCACCUGAACAUCAAACCGGACUCCUCUUUCCUCAUCUCGAAUGAUUCGCCCAAACAAGACCAUAUAAUCUUCAAUCCUCCCUCAGCAUCUCCUUCUGUUCUCCACACACCUCUCAAAUUCCUUCCAAAAGAAGACAAGCGACGGCAACUCCUCGCAGUCACUGCAGGAAAGCUCAAUCCCACGCCAUCACGACUACCACCUCCAGUAAGCCGCAAACCUAAGAUACCACAUCAUCAUUUGAGUGAUGCCGAUAUUGCCGAGAUUCAAAGACUGAAGAGGGACGAGCCGGAAAAGUGGAAUAAUCUGAGACUGUCGAGAAAGUUCAAUUGCUCGUCGAUGUUCAUUAGUAUUUGUCUCAGCCAAUGCGGGUAUGAUGACACAGUGACCAGGGAGGCGGAGAAGGCGAGGCUGGCUGGUAUGAUGGACAGCUGGGGGCCGAGACGGAGGAAGGCUCACGAGGACAAGUUGAGGAGGAUGGAGAUUGCCUUGAGGGAUGAGUAG
Messenger RNA from Lachnellula hyalina, 621 nucleotides. RefSeq names its product 54S ribosomal protein, mitochondrial (gene mrpl20). Gene Ontology annotation, molecular function: structural constituent of ribosome. The transcript has a single exon. Lineage: Eukaryota; Fungi; Ascomycota; Leotiomycetes; Helotiales; Lachnaceae. Bases 1 to 621 code for a protein of 206 amino acids. The record is from RefSeq and is a predicted model, not a curated record. Gene Ontology annotation, cellular component: mitochondrial large ribosomal subunit.